CUCGACCGGCGCCGGCGGCGGCGCGUCCGGCCCGAGGCCGCCGAGCGCCUCCUCCACGGCGGCCCGGAGCCGCACCGCCUCGGGGUGGCCCGGCUGGUACUUCAGGAGGACGUCCAGGUCGGCGAGGCCCGCGCGCAGCGCCUCGGCGCCCCCGAGCUUCUCGCUCGCGACUGCGCGCCGCAGGCACGCCCGCAGGUGCAGGUCCGAGCCCCGGGCGGCGGCGGCCACGACCCGCGCGCAGUCGCGCCGGCAGUCCCGCCACCUGCCCAUUUUCAGGUACGCGCCCGCGCGGUUCGCCACGGGCGCGAGGUACGCCCGGUCCAGUUGGCUCGCCGCGUCGUACUUCGCGACGGCAGCCGCGUAGUCCUGCGCGCCGUACGCCGCGUCGCCGGCCUCCUUGAGGUCGACGGCGGCCGCGAGCGCGCGGCCGCCGCCGCUCGCCUCGCCGCCCCCGCGGCCGCCGCGCAGCCGCCGCAGCGCCUCCUCGCGGCCCUCCUCGGGCCCGACGUAGAUGAGGCCCUCGCCGUCGCAGCGCGCGCAGGUGACCGUGCGCCGGAUGGGCAGCGACCCCUUGCCCGAGUCCGUCACGUGGCGCGUGCCCUCGCCGGAGCAGUCCAUGCAUAUCUUCAGGUGGUCCAGGCGCGACGACGGCGUCGUGGUAGCCAUGGAGCACGGGGAGACGGGAGGCAGCCCGGGACGGCGGGGCGCGAGUCGGCUUCUUGGACGCGCUCCGUUCCCUUUUCGGGGCCGGGCCGCCGGGGGUUUAGCUGCCCCUGCGGGUUUUUGGACCCACCAGGAGUCCCGGGCCGCGCGGCGGGACCGUCAGCUCUGGAGCGCCGGGGUGCGCUCGCCCAUAUAAAAAAAACUCGCUCG
Pelagomonas calceolata is the source of this 873-nucleotide messenger RNA. The record is from the annotation of a GenBank genome assembly. NCBI's taxonomy places the organism in Eukaryota, Pelagophyceae, Pelagomonadales, Pelagomonadaceae.